AUGAACCCCAAAGCACCACCGAAGGUCGACCCGACUGCCGAGAUAUGGAUCGGUGAGAACAGCCUCUUCAUCUUCAUUGUGUUCAUGACGGUCUUCGGCUCGCUCGUCCUGAUCCCUACUGCAUACAUCCGAUGGCGGCACAAACGAAUCAUGGAACCGGAAGUCAUCUUCAUCGUGCUUGGGUAUGCGUUUUUCCUCGCACAUGAACUCGUCUUACUCAGCCUUCAGCCUCUGGUUUACCGUCUGAGCUAUGUUGCUCUAGGCAUGAGACCAUACUACAAAGAAAUCAUGGCCGAGAGACACGAUGUGGUUGUCCUUGCCUACGUCUCAACCUACGUCUUCUACUCAGCGCUGUGGUGCAUUAAAAUCUCCCUGCUACUCUUCUUCCGCCAGUUCAUGAGGGCCCUGCCAGAGCAGCUGCGUUAUUGGAACUUGGCUUUGGGAUAUCUAGUCCUUUCCUUUCUUUUCGGCUUUCUUGCAACUCUCCUGUCCUGCGGUGGACCCCAUCAGCUUGGCCAAACCACUAGAAUGGAAAUGGAGAUGGAUGCUUAUACCAUACCCACAGUCAUGAUCUUCCCAUUGAGACUCGUCUUCGCAAUGCAUAUUUCCCGUGCCCAAAAGAUUAGGGCCGGCGCCCUGUUUUCUGUCGGCAUGCUUUGCAUGAUUACCUCGAUAAUCCGUCUCGUUCAGAUUGGCUCCAAGACUGGAGUCACAAACCCGAACGUACAAUGGUUUUCUCUUUGGGGAACUGUGGAAGCCACCACUGCUAUUGUUGUUGGCUGCCUUCCAACCUUCCGCUUACUCUUCAAGGCCCGCCCUGGAGAGGCACCUCCUAAUUACUCACUAAAAGUACCUCCAUCUAACUCAGAAUCGAGCUCAGAUCCUGCGUCUAGCACCAACAAUAAACAAGGAAAGUCCAAUUCGGAUAUCCAUUUAAACACAUUCAGCUCUGGACGCAAUAGCCGUCAUUUCGCCCGCGGGGGCGAGAUAACCGCAUCGACGGAAAAUUUAGCACCAUCCGGCAAUGGACCAAAUCCACCAGCCCAACCAUAA
Messenger RNA from Arthroderma uncinatum, 1053 nucleotides. RefSeq lists its product as uncharacterized. NCBI's taxonomy places the organism in Eukaryota, Fungi, Ascomycota, Eurotiomycetes, Onygenales, Arthrodermataceae. The record is from RefSeq and is a predicted model, not a curated record. Bases 1 to 1053 code for a protein of 350 amino acids. The transcript is spliced from 3 exons.